AUGAUUCCUAAGCCUGACAGAAACAAGUUCUCUCCUAGAUCCACCCCUUGCAUUUUCCUUGCUUAUCCUCCUGGAAAGAAGGCUUACAAGUUAAUGCAACUUUCUGAUAAGAAAAUUAUGAUUUCUAGAGAUGUUGUCUUUCAGGAGAACAUCUUCUCAUAUUCUGAAUCAUCUUCGCAAAGCACUAUUUUUCCUAAAUGGUCUAUUUCACCACCUUCUUCUCAUAUAUUUCCUCCUUCUCCAGAUAGUGGGAUUCCUUUUCUUGGCUCCUUUGAAAUUCCUUCACCUUCACCAUCUCUUUCUUCUCCUCCUAUUAAUCAUGACAUUUCCUCUUCUCUUGCUGAUACAGUUUCACCACUUCCAUCUUUUUCACCUGUUAAUUAUGAUAUUUCAUAUUCCCCUGCUAAUACAGUUUCAUCACUUCCAUCUUCUUCACCUGUUAACAUAGUUAUUUUACCCUUAGUGCCUAGAUAUCCUACAAGGGUUCAUCAACCUCCUUCCUAUCUGAAGGAUAACCAUUCUAGUUCUUCUCAAUCAAUAUCUUCUCCAACCUUAACCUCCCUUUCCAAUAUUCCUAGAACUGUAAUUGUUGUAGCUAUAAAGAAAGGGUGGAAAAUGUACCAACUUGAUUUUAAUAAUGCUUUUUUGCAUGGAAAUUUAGACGAAGAGAUACAUAUAAGAAUACCUCAAGGCAUGGUUGCCCCUGGUUCCAACAUUGUCUGUAAGUUAAAUAAAUCCUUAUAUGGUUUGAAACAAGCUUUUAGGCAGUGGUACUCAAAAUUAAGUGAUUCUCUUGUGUCUAUGGGUUAUGAGAUUUUCAAAAAUGACUACUCUUUGUUUUUAAAGUCUGUUGGUACUUCUUUCACUGAUGUGGCUGUGUAUACUGACGAUAUUCUCUUGAGACUGGAGAUCCUGGCUGAACCUGGAGGUGUGAUUAUUUGCCAGAGAAAAUUUGCUACUGACCUUUUGUCUGAAUUUUGUUAUUUGGACUGUAAACUUGUUACCAGUCCCCUGGAUGUUACUUUCAAACUUCGAGUUCAUGAAGGAGAGGCUUUAUCUGAUCCAACAUUAUACAGAAAAUUGAUAGGGAAUAUGUUAAGGGCACUUUGGGGCAAGGUCUUUUUAUGGCACCAGAUCCUUAUUUUACUCUUCAAGCCUAUUGUGACUCUAAUUGAGCUUCUUGCCCUACUUCUCGAAGUUCUAAUAUCACUCCAUGCGGCGGGUGGUUGCAGAGUUAGCUGGCUCACUCGAUUACUUCAUGAAUUGUCUGUUGUUUCUGUGGUACCUGUGCCUCUUCAUUACAACAACCAAUCUGCCAUCUAUAUAGCAAAAAAUCUUGUUUUCCAUGAACGAACUAAAUAUAUUGACUUGGAUUGCCAUUUUGUUCGUGAGAAGCUUCAUGAUGGCUUAAUUUCUCUUUCGUUUGUUCCCAACAAGCUGGAACUAGCUGACAUGUUAACAAGGCCCUUAUCUGGAGUGACUCAUCAGUUUAUUUUAAGCAAGUUGGGUGUGGCUAACCACUCUCCAACUUGA
This is a messenger RNA of Nicotiana tabacum (common tobacco), 1533 nucleotides long. Lineage: Eukaryota; Viridiplantae; Streptophyta; Magnoliopsida; Solanales; Solanaceae. The record is from RefSeq and is a predicted model, not a curated record.